AUGCAGCUGCGAGACAAGAAAUUUGUCAAUUAUGUUCAUGAUGUGAAAAUACGAAAGCCAUCUACACCGCCGGCGGUGACGCCUAUUCAGAAACCACCUGUUCUGAAGCGAACCGAAUCGGAUACACCAAAAAAUUCGGCCAAAAAGAUUCCAGUGGUGAAGCGACGUGCAACGAUGGAAGAGGAGACGAAACAUACGAUUAAUACUCGCUCAAAAUCGAAAAAAUCGGAGGAAUUUCAGGCGGCGCCGACGACUCGUUCCAGAACUCGUGCUCUAUCGAUUCGGGCGACCCCGAAGACGAGAUCUAAAAGCGUCGCGGUUCCAGAAUCAUCUUCUAAACUGAAAAUUUUGAAAAAACGAGAACAAGAACCUUCGACUCGCGUCUCUAGAUCUACUCGUUCUCAGAGUCGCUGUCCGGUUCCCGAGCCGCCGACUCUCAAAAGGCGUUCGACGCCAAUGAAAAGUAAUGAAAAGAAACCAUCUGAAAUUGAAGAUGUCGAAUCGGAGGAUUCAUCAGAAUCGGAAAGUGAUUCAGAAUCAUCUUCUGAUGAUGAUAGCCACGUUGAGAGCAAACGACGCAAGCGGGAAUGUGUGGAUUAUCCGGAAUUGACGAUGGGAGAUGAGAGCUUUUAUCCGGAACGCGCUAUACAACCAAUCUGCUCCAGAACUCCCCCAGAAUUCUACGAAAUGGCUUCUCUCUGGUCGAAACUCGCCUCCGAAAUAUCUGAAGAAAUGCUAUGCGACUACAAGUUCUCUCUCCGUGACAUUCUGACAGGACGUGUUUCUUGUCUGAUUCCGAUUAAAACGAUGGUUCCCGACUUACCGGAUGACAUGCUUCCAAUACACGAGAGACUCUAUAAUCUGAUAUGUCAAUCGUCUGGAGCGUAUCCAUUCAAAAACCACGAAGGCACCAAACUCGUCUCGAAGCAUCGUCUUACUGAUGGGAAUCAGAUUGGAGCUCAAAUUAUGCUCGAAUGUCUUCAUUACGGUGUUCUUCCAUUCGAUAUUCCCAAUGAGAUGACUGUUUUGAAUCAAAUUCGGAAUUAUGUUAGGAUCGGAAUCAAGGAUAUGCUGCAAGAAAUAGUCGAUCGACUUCCGGAAGGCCGAAACACGAUCACAGAGGAUGAUAUCAAAGGAAAUCUUGUUUUAAAUCUUUUAUCGUAG
Caenorhabditis remanei is the source of this 1164-nucleotide messenger RNA. RefSeq lists its product as uncharacterized. Bases 1 to 1164 code for a protein of 387 amino acids. The record is from RefSeq and is a predicted model, not a curated record. The transcript is spliced from 5 exons. Lineage: Eukaryota; Metazoa; Nematoda; Chromadorea; Rhabditida; Rhabditidae.